Messenger RNA from Symbiodinium sp. CCMP2592, 972 nucleotides. The record is from the annotation of a GenBank genome assembly. Lineage: Eukaryota; Dinophyceae; Suessiales; Symbiodiniaceae.
AUGGGUCGAAGGGCUGCCGUGGAGGACUUCGUGCCUGUGCCCACAGAGGCAGCGACGCAAGCGGUUCCGACCCAGGAGGUCUGCGUGCCAACACAGGAGAUCUUUGCUAACCCUCGCCCGCGAACCCUGGAGGACUGGGUGAAUGUCGGACAGCAGGUCAAGCGUCGUCGCAAGUCUGCUGUGAAGACGGCAGUCAAGGGAUGCUCCGUCGCGGAGAACGUGCCUGAGGAUGUCUGCCCGACUCAGAAGCUUGCCGAGGAGCUGUGCCCCACGCAACAGUUGCCUGAGGAAGUCGAGGAGCCCACACCUCUGCAAGAGCCGGAGGACCGCUUCUUUCCGGAGAAGGCGCAGGCCUACAGCCGAAAGUCGAAGCGAGGAAGGGGAUCUGCCUCUGCCGAUGCCUCUGCCUCUUCAGGUCUGCAAAAAGCCCUGGGAAAAGUGGCUUCCGAGGUGCAACCUGUGCCAAAGGCUCGAGACGCGAGGCUGAGCUUUCAGCAGAUGGUUUCUUUGGGUCGUCGGCUGCGCGGCAAGCAGCCAACGAUCGAAAGGCAUGAGGCCUUCGCAUGCGAGGCCGCUGGGGAAGCGUCGACGGAACAGGGUGAGGUUGAGGCCAAGUUGCAGCCGGAGGCGCGGGAAGAGCCCCUGGCGGUGAUGCCCUCGAUCGAGGAGCCUCCGGCUCCAGCAGCUGCAGGGCCGGAGCUCUUGAAGGCCAAGGCUGCGGAACCGCGAGCUGCGUCGCCAAGCCCUCUCUCAUGUUCUGGACCAGAGGACAAGAAGCAGUCUACUGCGCACUCCGAGCACCGCGAGCCGGCGGACUGCCCCGAGGAUGCAUCGCCCUUGGAGGCGUCCCAUGUGGACCUUCGGGGGAUGGUGCGCAAGCACAUCGCUGAGGUGCAGGAGGCAUUGUGCAAGCAACAGAUCCCUUACCAGAAAGUGCUGGACGUGUACAAGGCGCUCGAGUCCUCACUUUGA